UGCAAAUGAAUGUCUUUGUCCUUGCUCAUGAAUUCGAAACUGGAAAACGAAUGUUAUGUAUGAUAGAAGAAGCGCUUGCGAAAAUUGUACACUGCGGUUUUUAUUCGCAUGUUCUGAUUUAUGUUUAAAUUUGAUAUUAUUUUACGUUAGAUUUCGAAUCAUUCUUUUUAUUAAUAUUCUUAUUUUAUAUCAUAUCUACGACUAUGUUCAGGAAAACAUUAUUAAAUAAACAUGGUCCAUAUAAAUGACCAUGUUUCCAAACUACUAUUAUAUUAUUGUUUUUCUUAUAACGUAAUGCAGCUAAAUACACAGAUACUGUAUACAAAUCAAGAGUGCGCAAAUAUUUGUUGCUUUAAUGUACGUACAAUCAGGGUGCAGAUACACUUGGAAAACCAGGCGAGUGUAGAAUUAACGAAAACAUCUUGAAGCCUACCUUUUCAUGUAAGCUGUUACUAUUCGAGAACGCGAAUUUAUUGGUCUAAAAUUGGAAUCAAGAUUUCUGUAUGUACAUGUAUAUAGUCGACAGUAUCGAAGAUUUGAAACAUUAAUAAACGUUACCCACAAAAUAAAAAGACAUAAUAAAUGUACUAUAAUGUAGAUAUGUAUCUCACAACAUUUAACAGUGUUGUGUGAAACUUGUAAUUAAGGUUAAAAUUCCAUUUUCUUAUUUAUAAAUGUUUUACGAAACGUACCAAGAACAAUCUAGCAAGUUAUGUGUUAUAUAUAUUUAAAAAUCAUAUUUUAUACAAUACAGAUAACCUAUACUUGGUGUUGUUUCUAUAAUGACAUAAAAUAAUCGUAAACAAAUCAUUAUAAUUGUAUAAAUUCAAUCAUGGAUGCAUUGAUAUGUCGUUUAUGCGGUAUAAAUCUCGUAGAGGGAAAGUGCAAAGAUAUUUUUGAAGAAUCAUCUGACUUAAUACACCAAAUUACAGAAGUUUUACCGAUUCAGAUAUCUAUUGAUGAUAAUGGUUCAAAGCAUAUAUGUUUGUCAUGCUAUGAUAAAAUUAUUUUUUGCAACAAGUUCAUUGAAGAUGUACUAGAAUAUUCUAAAGAAUUACAGGAUGAAUCACAGAUAAAAUCUUUGUUUGACUUAUCUAGAGAAAUGACAGACUUUUCAAAGAUUCAUAAUGAUGCUGUAUAUACAUGUCCUAAUUGUAAAAUUGGUUUAAUGAUUCUAUUAGUCAGUAAUUCUCAAGGCUGUGAUUAUACCUUUCAAAUCGCAUUAGCUAUGGUAAAUCAUUCAGAAAAGAAACAUAUUUUAAAAGAGAAAAAUAUACAAAUACAUAAAAAUUUAAUACAUUUCAAUAAUAUUAAGAAUAACAAUGUACAUCUUAAAGAUGUAAGUAAAAUGACAGACAUAGAAGACAUUGAAAAUUCGCAUGAUCAAGUGAGUUUUACAUUACCAGUGUUACAACAAGAAGAUGCAAAUUGUUUUGAUAAACCAUCCGUUAAAGAAGAUUCAGAAAUAAUGACACAGAAAAGAAGAAAAAGAAAACUCGUUAAAACUGAAUUUUAUGAAGAUUCAAGUAGUCUUACAAAAGUACUAAAAUUGAAGAAAAUGUACGAAUCUAAUGAAAAUUUAUUGGUCUAUAACAAUGACUCCGUGAACACUUUAAUAAAGAUUGAACCAGAAAGUGACAAUGUUUGUGAAGCAGACAGCGAAACUGAUAUUAAAAGUAACAAAAAUUCACACGUGAAUCAAUUAUACACACUUGAAAAGGAUCAGACUCAAGAAGAAAAUGAUAUUUAUAAAUCUUGCUUGAAAUAUGUCUGUAAAUUUUGUGGAGUACGUUAUCUUUCCCACAUGAAAUAUGAAUUUCAUAUGGAGAGGCACAAAUUAGAUAAAAUGUACAAGUACAUAUGUACAUUAUGUAGUAAAGAAACAAGCAAUGAAAACUUACUGUGGGAUCAUUACUUUCACACUCAUAAAAGUUUACAACGUUACAUAUGUACAGAAUGUGGGAAAUUAUUUGCGAAAAGGUCCAGAUUAAAUGGUCAUCAAAAAAUGUACAAUCAUAAAGGUGUGAAACAGAUCCAAGUUAAUUCUAGCGAUGAUAAUAUUAACAAUGAUAUCAUACAAAAAGCUAUAGCUGAAACUGAACAGAGGAAACAUUCUGUAAACUGUAAUCUCUGUGGAAAAAUAAUUUCCGAUUUCAAUGCCGAUGCUAUUAAUGAUCUAGUUACAUGUGCCGACUGUGAAGACUCUACUCUUUCUCUUAUGGUAGAUGGCAAUGAAACAAAAGUAAUCUCUCCUCGACAAUAUCACUGCACUCAGUGCCCAAAACACUUUGUACGAAAAGAAAGACUGGAGUUUCAUGAAAUGAGGCACAAUGAAAACAUGAACGAAUUCGUUUGCAGUACUUGUGGAAAAGAAUUUAGAGCAGAGAAUUCAUUAUACGAGCAUUACCUUUUCGUUCACAAAGGCGCGAGGCCUCAUAUUUGCGAACACUGCGGUAAAUCGUUCCAAUUAAAAGCUAGGUUGAAAGAACAUCAUCGAAUUCAUACAGGUGAAAGACCCUAUCAAUGUGAUGUUUGCGGUCAAAAAUGUAGAACCACAAACGCGUUGAAGCUACAUCGGAAGAUUCAUUUUUCCAAUAAUAGAUAUACUUGCAAUGUGUGUAAUAAGUCAUUCAGUAAAAAACAGAAUAUGAACGAGCACUUAGAAAAGCAUUGGAAAAACGAUAAAAACGUGACAUUACCAGAAGUAUUUAGAUGUCCAAUUUGUUUAGAAAACUUCCCAACAUAUCGUAUGUUGAAGUAUCAUAUGAUCGAAAUUCAUAAAUUGAAUAAUCAGGAUCCAAUUCUUACAAAACAAAAGCCGUGGUACGAAUGCGAAGAAUGUCACGAAAAAUUCAAACAUCAAAUGUCUUUAAAAGCUCAUAAAGAGAGGGUACACGAAGGGAGAGUAGACCCACUCUAUCAAUGUGAUACAUGUAACACUACUUACAGAGUUAAGCAACUUCUAGUGAAUCAUAUCAACAGUAAACACAACGGCGAAAGGCGCUACAAGUGCGCACAAUGUGAAAAGGGAUUCAAUGAUACAAAAUCCUUGUAUAAUCAUGUGCUGUUGCAUACUGGGAAAAAACCGUAUGUUUGCGAAUAUUGUAACAUGCGUUUCAGAAGAAAAGAUUCCAGAGAUCAUCACCGUAGAAAACACACAGGUGAACAACCUUAUCAGUGUCCAGAUUGUGGAGAAUCAUUUUCUACAUAUAAUAAUCGGUCCAAGCAUCGGAAACGGGAACACGGGGAAGAUCCUGAAUGUCCUGAGUGUAAGGAGAAAUGCAGCAGCCAACAGGAAGUUAGAAUCCAUUUGAAUAAACAUCUUGGAGAAAAAUUGAAGGAACUACAAAGUAUAAAUAGUGAAGAGGCAUAGAUCAAACUAUAAAUGAAGGAUUACUGUUAAAUGUUUUUGUUAUUGUAUCAAUUUGGAUUUUCGUUAGUAUCAAUUUUAUAAUAAUACUUAUUAAAUUAAUAACGAUACUA
Molecule: messenger RNA, 3483 nt
Organism: Megalopta genalis
Lineage: Eukaryota; Metazoa; Arthropoda; Insecta; Hymenoptera; Halictidae
Source: RefSeq, a predicted model, not a curated record